CUAGAUGCCUGUGAAAGAAAUUAAGGACAUCUUCCCUCCUUUCCUGUGUCUUAUUGGAAGUUUGGAUUUCAGUUUCCAGGGAGGCCCUGCAUUUGAAUCUAUAGAGACUCAGCUCAGAAAGUUUCUCAGUCUUGCACAGCUGACAGCUGUCAUCAGUCUUCAAUCAAAAGUGCACCAUUAUUUGAAAAGGGAUACAAAAGAUAUUUGAGAGAAAAAAAGACGAUAAAGAAGCACAGGAUUUUGGUGGGCUACACACUCUGUCCUUGGAAGAGUGACACUGGUACCCAAGGAGACAUCGCAAUGCACGUUUGCUGGCUGCUGCCUUGUGUGCUGGGGAUCCCCUGCCUCUGGCCUGGCUUUGCAGUGGCAGGAGACUCUAGUAGAGAGAAGGCUGAAAAACAGGCAGACUCUCAUUGGAGAGUGAAGCGAGGCUGGGUGUGGAACCAAUUCUUUGUACCAGAGGAAAUGAAUGGAAUUCAUUACAUUGGACGGCUAAGAUCUGACUUGGACAAUGGAAACAACUCUUUUCAAUACAAGCUUUGGGGAGAUGGAGCUGGAAGUCUUUUCACCAUUGACAACAGAACAGGUGACCUAUAUGCCAUACAGAAGCUCGAUAGAGAGGAACGGUCCCUCUACACCCUGAGAGCCCAGGUAAUAGACACCACCACUGGAAGGGCUGUGGAGCCUGAGUCUGAGUUUGUCAUCAGAGUUUCGGAUAUCAAUGACAAUGAACCAAAAUUCCUAGAUGAACCUUAUGAGGCCAUUGUCCCAGAGAUGUCUCCAGAAGGAACAUUCGUCAUCCAGGUAACAGCAAGUGACGCUGAUGAUCCUACGAGUGGCAAUAAUGCACGUCUCCUGUACAGCUUACGACAAGGGCAAGCCUAUUUUUCUGUUGAACCCACAACAGGAGUCAUAAGAAUAUCUUCCAAAACUGACAGAGAACUACAAGAUGAAUACUGGGUAAUUAUUCAAGCCAAAGAUAUGAUUGGCCAGCCUGGAGCACUGUCUGGAACAACGAGUGUACUAAUUAAACUUUCAGAUAUUAAUGACAAUAAGCCAGUAUUUAAGGAAAGUUUCUACCGCCUAACAGUCUCUGAAUCUGCACCCAUUGGRACAUCUAUUGGAAAAAUUAUGGCAUAUGAUAGUGACAUAGGAGAGAAUGCAGAAAUGGAUUACAGCAUUGAAGAGGAUGAUUCAAAAACAUUUGACAUCAUUACUGAUAAUGAGACUCAAGAAGGAAUUGUUAUAUUAAAAAAGAAGGUGGACUUUGAGCACCAGAGCCACUACGGUAUUAGAGCCAAAGUUAGGAACCGGCAUGUGGACAAGGAGCUCCUGAUCUACCAYGCUGAUGCCUCCACCACUUUCAUUAAGGUCCGAGUGGAGGAUGAAGAUGAGCCUCCUGUUUUCCUCCUCCCAACUUAUAUAUUUGAAAUUUUGGAAGAAAAUCCACGUGGAGCUUUUGUAGGCACAGUAUCUGCCAUAGAUCCAGAUCAAAGGAAAUCGCCCAUCAGAUAUUCUAUUACUGGAARUAAAGAGUUCACUAUCAGUGACAAUGGCACGAUCAUUGUCACUAGCACACUUGACCGGGAGAUCAACGCAUGGUACAACCUAAGUGUCACAGCCACAGAAAGAUACAAUGUUCAACAGAUUUCUUCAGUUCCUGUGUACGUACAAGUUCUAAAUGUCAAUGAUCACGCUCCUGAGUUCUCUGAAUACUAUGAGACUUAUGUGUGUGAAAAUGCAGACUCUGGUCAGGUAAGAAAGCUUCCUAAAUUACCGAAGUCUGAGGAAAAUUCUUUGGAUAGUGAAACUUGUUCUUUCAAGAUCGUGAUGAGACUGUGUCUCCAAGUUCUUAGCAGGAAGCCUGUUCCCUUCUGUGAAGACCAGAAUGUGCUGCCAGGUGCGCUGGCAUUGCAUAGAAGCAGCACUGUCUGCGUGGACUGCAGAGGGCAGCAGACCCAGGUUCAUGUCUUUGGCCAGAUGUGUGAGGGUAUCCGCUAUUUACGAUGCAAAUGA
Messenger RNA from Urocitellus parryii (Arctic ground squirrel), 2016 nucleotides. NCBI's taxonomy places the organism in Eukaryota, Metazoa, Chordata, Mammalia, Rodentia, Sciuridae. The record is from RefSeq and is a predicted model, not a curated record.